Messenger RNA from Nicotiana attenuata, 2788 nucleotides. RefSeq names its product L-type lectin-domain containing receptor kinase VIII.1-like. The transcript has a single exon. The record is from RefSeq and is a predicted model, not a curated record. Gene Ontology annotation, cellular component: plasma membrane. Gene Ontology annotation, biological process: protein phosphorylation. NCBI's taxonomy places the organism in Eukaryota, Viridiplantae, Streptophyta, Magnoliopsida, Solanales, Solanaceae. Gene Ontology annotation, molecular function: ATP binding; carbohydrate binding; protein kinase activity. The coding region runs from base 425 to 2575 and encodes 716 amino acids.
UCCUUUGGAUUCGCUUCUUCAUUCACACCCCUUCUCUCUGUUCUUCUGCCCCUUAAUCCUCACUCUUCUCUGCUCACUAUUUUCUAAGGCUGAAAAAUAUCUUACCCUCUUUGUAACUUCACAAAAUUCUUGUAACAGAUUGAUCUUUUGCUCUUAAAAAUCUCAGCUUUGUAUAAUUUGAGCUUCAUUCUUUUAAUGGGUUUUGCUAAAAUCUAGCAAUAAAGUCAACUCAUGCAGAAUUUUCCAGCAAUAUUCUUAUAAACUUCAUCUUGUUAAUCCUCACUCUAGUCUGUCAGUUUCUACUAUCUUACAUUGCCACUAUUUCUUAGGCCAAGAAAAUAUCUCUCUUCUUUGUAACUUCACAGAAUUUGCUCUGAAAAAUCUCACCUUUAUGCAAUUUAAUGGGCGUUGCUAAAUUCUAGCAAUGAAGUCAAUUCCUACAUAUAGCAACAUUCUUGUAUGGUUCAUACUAUUGUUCUGUUUUUGCAGUAGUAAUAAGUCAAUAUUUGCUAUAACUGAGUUUGACUUUGGAACAUUAACUCUGAGUAAUUUGAAGCUUCUUGGAGAUGCACAUUUGGGUGACAACAACAGUGUUCAGUUAACACGUGAUCUUGCCGUGCCAAAUUCCGGUGCCGGAAAAGCUUUAUAUUCAAAGCCAGUAAGAUUCCGGCAGCCGGGUCUUGAUUUCCCGGCGAGUUUCUCUACAUUCUUUUCAUUUUCAGUGACUAAUUUGAACCCAUCGUCUAUUGGUGGCGGUCUUGCUUUUGUACUCACUCCUAAUGAUGAGUCAGUAGGUGAUGCUGGUGGGUAUAUGGGAAUCUUGGAUUCUAAAGGCACACAAAGUGGUACAAUUUCAGUUGAAUUUGACACCCUUAUGGAUGUUGAGUUUAAGGAUAUUAAUGGAAAUCAUGUUGGUUUGGAUCUGAAUUCAAUGGUUUCAACUCAAGUUGGUGAUUUGGAAUCUAUUGGUGUUGAUCUCAAGAGUGGUGAUAUAGUCAAUUCUUGGAUUGAAUAUUCUGGUUCUACUGCAGAGUUGAAUGUGUUUGUAUCAUACUCUAAUUUAAAACCAAAGGAACCAUUUUUGUCUGUUGUUCUGAAUAUUGCUGAGUAUGUAAAUGAUUUCAUGUUUGUUGGGUUUUCUGGUUCAACUCAAGGGAGUACUGAGAUUCAUAGUAUUGAGUGGUGGAGUUUUAGUUCAUCAUUUGAUGCAAGUCCUAAGUCGGCGGCCGCGGCUGCGCCACCACCGCCAACGGCUAGUUUGAUGAAUCCCACGGCGGACUCCGUCACGUCGCGGCCGCCUUCUAUGGCUCCUUCAGAGUCUAAUAGUAGUGCAAGUAUAAUGCAAGACAAGAGCAGUGGGAAAUGUCAUAGCAAUUUUUGUAAACAAGGUCCUGGAGCUGUUGUUGGUGUGGUGACCGCUAGUGCAUUUUUUCUUGCAUUUGCUACAUUGGUACUUAUUUGGUUAUACACCAAAAAGUUCAAGAAAGUGAAAAAUUCUGAAUUUUUGGCAUCUGAUGUUAUCAAAAUGCCUAAGGAGUUUAGCUACAAAGAGCUUAAAUUGGCUACAAAAGGCUUUGAUUCGACGAGGAUUAUAGGCCACGGUGCAUUUGGGACAGUUUACAAGGGCAUCUUAUCGGACAAUGGUGGCAUUGUGGCAGUCAAGAGAUGUAGUCAUAACGGACAAGGGAAAGCGGAGUUCUUAUCUGAAUUAUCUAUAAUUGGAACACUUAGGCACAGAAAUCUUGUUAGACUUCAAGGAUGGUGCCAUGAGAAAGGUGAAAUUCUGUUAGUCUAUGAUCUUAUGCCUAAUGGGAGUCUUGAUAAGGCAUUAUUUGAAUCAAGAAUGAUUCUACCUUGGCUACAUAGGAGGAAAAUUUUGCUAGGUGUUGCUUCAGCCUUGGCAUAUUUACAUCAAGAAUGUGAAAAUCAGGUGAUUCAUAGGGAUAUAAAGAGUAGUAACAUUAUGUUGGAUGAAGGGUUCAAUGCAAGAUUAGGUGAUUUUGGAUUAGCAAGACAAGUUGAACAUGAUAAGUCACCCGAUGCAACGGUAGCAGCCGGGACAAUGGGCUACUUAGCUCCUGAAUACUUAUUAACCGGAAGAGCAACCGAAAAAACUGAUGUUUUUAGCUAUGGAGCAGUGGUUCUUGAAGUGGCAAGUGGAAGGAGGCCAAUUGAGAGGGAAACAACAAGAGUUGAGAAAGUUGGAGUGAAUAGUAACUUGGUUGAAUGGGUUUGGGGGUUACAUAGAGAAGGGAAUUUGCUAAUGGCAGCUGAUUCAAGACUUUGUGAUGAGUUUGAUGAAGCAGAGAUGAGAAGGGUUCUAAUGGUUGGGUUAGCUUGUUCACAUCCUGACCCUAUGGUUAGACCAACAAUGAGAAGUGUGGUUCAAAUGCUAGUUGGUGAAACUGAAGUUCCUAUUGUCCCAAGAACUAAGCCUUGUAUGAGUUUUAGCACAUCACAUCUUCUAAUGACUUUGCAAGAUAGUGUUUCUGAUUUGAAUGGUAUGAUCACACUUUCCACUUCAUCAUCUGAAAAUAGCUUCACUGGUGUUGGCAAUAGCAUGGACUUGGUCUAAUUCAUGUCAAGAAAAGAGCAUCAACUUUUAGUUAAAACUUUUUUGUUUUGUUCAUAAUUAAAUUGAUCAUUAAUUUAAUUCCUAUUAUAUUUGUACCAAAUAAGCUUAAAAUAUUAUGUAUCUUUUUCCUUUUGCUUUCAUAUACUCUAGUCCAUUGAGUGUAAGAUACAGGAAUUUAGUGAAAAAGAUAAUAUAAAGUCUUUUUCUUGGUUU